AUGCCACGACACAUUCUUUUUAUUUUCAUUCUAUUUUCGCAGAGUUUUAUUGCAUCCGUCGAUGGUUGUAGUUGUUUUGCUGAAAUUUCGUUGCAAAAAUAUUUGGCUGAAGCAACACAUGUAUUUAUCGGCACUGUUACUCAUAUCGAGUUCGUUCAGGAGCAACUUGAACAUCGAAUUACGUUCCAAGUAGAGAAGGUAUUCAAAGGCGUGAUACCAUCUGACCGUCGUCUGAUCGCCAAAACAGCGCUCGAUUCCGCAUCUUGUGGUGUGUCGAUGCGUGUUGGUGAAAAGUGGCAAGUUUGGACGUAUGGAGAAUCUGACAAUCCGAGUGUGAGUUUGUGCAGUCCAACAACGAAAGACACCUCACAAAAUAUCAACUUUCUCAAUCGAUAUGCAUCGUCGGCAUCUAGCUGUCGGCAAAUAAUAGCGAUUCUUAUUCUGCCAAUACUUGUUCUUAUUAAUUAUGCAUAA
Messenger RNA from Adineta ricciae, 474 nucleotides. The record is from the annotation of a GenBank genome assembly. NCBI's taxonomy places the organism in Eukaryota, Metazoa, Rotifera, Eurotatoria, Adinetida, Adinetidae.